This is a messenger RNA of Plasmodium knowlesi strain H, 837 nucleotides long. Its product is annotated as histone chaperone ASF1, putative. The record is from RefSeq and is a predicted model, not a curated record. The transcript has 2 exons. NCBI's taxonomy places the organism in Eukaryota, Apicomplexa, Aconoidasida, Haemosporida, Plasmodiidae. Gene Ontology annotation, cellular component: nucleus. Bases 1 to 837 code for a protein of 278 amino acids. Gene Ontology annotation, molecular function: histone binding. Gene Ontology annotation, biological process: nucleosome disassembly; DNA replication-dependent chromatin assembly; nucleosome assembly.
AUGUCUGAAGUUAAUGUGACGAAAGUAAUAGUGAACAAUCCCAUAUGUGAUAUUUUAGAUCCAUUCGUUUUUACCAUUGAGUUUGAGGCGUUGAAUAAAUUAGAGGCAGAUUUGGAAUGGAAAAUUUUUUACAUUUCUGCUGUGAACAAUGAUGGGGAGGGGAACCAGGACAUCGAGUUAGAUAAUAUUUUCUUGGGACCCAUUGAGCGAGGUGUGAUGAUGUUUGACUACGCGGUGAAUCCCCCCGACUAUAAGAACAUGGAUGUUGAUAGCGUGCUUGGCCUGCAAGCCAUCCUUAUAUCAGCGAACUAUAAAGAAAAGGAGUUCAUUCGGAUCGCCUACUACAUGAAUUCAUUUUACAAAGACAUGGAACUGAGAGAAAAACCACCCGCCGUACCCCAGUACGAUAAAAUAUGUAGACAUAUAUUUGUGGAAAAUCCAAGAAUUGUAAAAUUUUGCAUAACAUGGGAUGCAGAGGAGAAAGAUGAUUUUAAAGAAUUUGACAAAGAAAAUGAACAGAUCGAGUUAAUGAACUCCAUAAAAAUGAAUGCCGAUCAGAAUAGCAACUCUAACAUAACAAACGAGUCUACGCAGGAAAACAUUUUCGUCUCCAGUGAUAUCCAUGGGAAUGUUGGCACGAACGGUAAAAUGAGCACGCACAUGGAGGCGCACGAAAAUGCCAAUAUGUAUGGCAACACGUACUCCAACGCAGACUUGAACGAACGGGGGGUUCUCAGUAGUAAUGGCGCUUCCACUGAUUUGGAUAAGUGCGAACUUUUUAAUGCCAACAUAAAUGGGAUAAGCAGAAUAACCAUUGAUAAUAAUAAUAACGCCUGA